This is a messenger RNA of Adineta ricciae, 2859 nucleotides long. NCBI's taxonomy places the organism in Eukaryota, Metazoa, Rotifera, Eurotatoria, Adinetida, Adinetidae. The record is from the annotation of a GenBank genome assembly.
AUGCAAAUUAAAACAUGGUCGGUGCAACGAACGUUGGAUCCAUUAAUAGCAGAGGUCAGUUCGUUGGUAUCGGAACAACCAUCAGCUAUGAAGAAAGGUCGUUCAAAGCGCGCCCAUCUUCUAGUUGCAAAUGUUAUUCAAGCAACGGAAAAUUUCAUCCACAAGGCCGAUGAAAUCGUUCACGAAAAUCCUGGUAUGAGAAAUGAAUUAAUCGAGAGUAUGAAUGAAGUGAAACGAGCAGGUGAUGAAAUGGCUGUUCUAUCAAAGGGCUUUGCUGAUGAUCCAUGUUCAAAAUCGAAACGCGAGCAGAUGAUUAUCGCCGCCCGGGCUUUACUUUCAUCGGUUACUCGUCUAUUGAUGUUAGCUGAUUAUGUAGAUGUGCAACUUAUUUUGAAUUCUAUUCGUUUGGUGGAAAAUGAUUUACAACAAAUUCAUGAUGCAGCGAAUCAGGAUGAAUUAGUCCAGUUCUACAAACAAUAUGGAAAAGAUGUUAGCAAUUUGAGUUAUCAUGCUCAGCGACGACAGCAGGAUUUAGUGGAUCGAGAUGAACAGGAAAGCUUAGCAGCAGCACGUGCUACAAUCAAACGAUCAUCCAUGAUGUUAUUAACUGCAGCAAAAACCUAUUUACGUCAUCCGGAGAUACCAUCAUCACGUGAAAAUCGUGAUUUUGUCUACAAUCAAUUACGCGAGGCAGUCCGCAUGAUUUCUUCAAUUACUCAAGGUCACACAGAAACGAUAAAACAAGAUGCAGCAUUGAACACCGUCGGAGAUCUCACUCGAGCAUUGAACGAAUUCGAUCGGGUGGUCAUGAUGAAGCCACAGAAAUUCAAUGAACAAGUUGUUCGACCACAGCUUGAAGAGCAUCUCGAAAGUAUAAUCUCAGGCGCUGCUCUAUUAGCAGACUCCCUCUCAACACGAGAAGAACGUCGUGAUCGAAUUGUUCAAGAGUGCAAUGCAGUUCGACAAGCAUUGCAAGAGUUAUUGGAUGAAUACAUCCGAUAUUCGAAAAAGAAGAGUUCGGAAGACAAUGUCAACGAAAAGAUUCAGAUAAUGCAAACGAAAACUCGUGAUUUACGAAAACAGUUUACAAACAUAAAACGAGUCAAAAUGUAUGUCUAUCUGUGUGAUACUUUUCCGAGUCCAACGCAAAAAAGUACGAGUAUUCGAAUGUGCCGAGAAUUAUCCUCGUCACCAUCAUCGUUAGAAUCGAUUGAAUGUUCAUUUUUUACACCCACAGGCGUGAAAGACUUGCCGCUUCGUAAAGCUGCUGUCGAUCAUGUUAGUGAUACAUUUGUUGCGACAAACGUUCCACUUGUAGCCCUUAUCGAUGCAGCACGACGUGGGAAUAUUCAACUCGUGGAAGAAACAGCACAGAUCUUCAUGGAACAUGCAACUAAAUUGGUUGAAGUUGCAAAUAUCGUUUGUUCAAUGUCGGAUUCGAUUGAAGGAAUCAAAUUAGUUCGUCUAGCUGCAAAACACAUUGAACAUCUUUCUCCACAAGUGGUGAGUGCCGCACGAAUUCUUGCUGCUCGUUCGACCUCAAAAGUUGCUCAAGAAAAUCUGGAUGUCUUUCGUGAAACAUGGGAAAAACACGUGCGAUUGCUUACAGAAGCUGUCGAUGAAAUAACUACCAUUGAAGAUUUUCUUGCUAUUUCGGAAAAUCAUAUACUCGAAGAUAUUAACUCAUGCAUUCAAGCCAUGGUCGAACAAAAUGCAGAUCGUGUCGAUCGAACUGCAGGUGCGAUUCGUGGACGAGCCGAUCGUGUUAUUGAUGUGGUUGCUGCUGAAAUGGACAAAUACGAACCUGGAGAAUAUACCGAAACUGUUCUGGAAAGUGUUCGCGUUCUUCGAGAUCAAAUCAUGCCGAGUUUUGCUGAACGAAUCAAAAUAUCAAUUGACACUCUUCGAAUGAAAUCAACACAGGAUGAUCGCAAAUACGAAAUAAAUGAACAAGAAUUAAUCGAAGCAUCCAGCAAUGUCUAUCAUGGUAUAAGAGAUAUUCGAAAUAGUAUCUUAAUGAAUCCAGAUCUUGAAUGGCCAAGUGACGAUGAAGAAGGAUUUAAUGAUGAAAUCUACGCUCCAUCUCAAGCAUCAAGUCACGGGCCAUCGGUGGAUAGUCAACAAACUGAUAUGGAAAUGCAUCCAGGCAAUAAUGACAAUCCAAGUCGAGACAUGAUGAGACGAUUACCUAAAGAAGAACGAGAGCAAAUCGAACUUCAAGUUGAAGGCUUCAAACGAACAAAACGUGAUUUCGAACGUGAAGUUCUUAAAUGGGAUGAUCGUGGCAAUGAUAUCAUUGUUCUUGCGAAAAAAAUGUGCAUGAUUAUGAUGGAAAUGACGGACUUUACCCGGGGCCGUGGACCAUUACGUACAACAAUGGAUGUUAUCCAUGCCGCGAAAAUGAUCUCAGAAUGUGGAUCCAAAUUGAAUAAACUAGCGAAAGAUAUUGCUGCACAAUGUGUCGAAUCUCAAUCAAAAUCUGAUCUUGCUGCUUAUGUCGAUCGUAUCACUCUCUAUUGUCACCAAUUGGAUAUUACAAGUAAAGUGAAAGCUGAUGUUCAAAAUAUUAGUGGCGAACUUAUCGUUAGCGGACUUGACAGCGCUACUUCGUUGAUUACAGCAGCGAAAAACUUAAUGGGUGCAGUUGUACUCACGGUCAAAGCAUCGUAUAUCGCUUCCACCAAAUAUCGUAACAAAUCAGGAAACAAAGAGCCAAUUGUUCAAUGGAAGAUGCGUUUGCCAGAAAAGAAACCACUGGUGUUAACUGAUCGCCCGAAUGAUUCUGAUGUGCGAGUAAGAAAAGGUGCUACCAAAAAACGACUUGAACCUUUACACGUUCUGAGCCAAUUUCAAAAUUAA